CUCCCUCUCCCUCUUUCUUCCCAUCUUCGCUAUUCUGUCUCUCCUCUUCUUCGCCCACUCAACCAUCGAGCACAUCCCUCAUUCUCCCCAAGCAAUGUCAAGUCCAGAACAUCAACCCUCAACGUCCACUGACUCCGACUUUGACACUGCCCCAUUGAACCAAGAUCAAACUGCGGCCCGCGAGCGACAUCGUAUUCGCCAAAAACUUCAUGCGCUCCUGCUCCAGGAACAUGCAGCGACAAAGGCAGCUAGGGUUCAGGCGCAGGAAGAGCAGCGGGCGGUGCAUCAGGCCACACACGAGGCCAAGAUGCGUGACCAGCAAGUGCAGAAGGCGGCACGCCAGGCGGCUCACGCAGCUCGUAUGCAGGCGCAAGAGGACAAAAGGGCUGCUCGGCAGACGGCCCACAGCGCAAGGAUGCAGAGACAACAGGAAGAAAAGGCCGUCCGCAGUUCGGUACAGAGUACAAAGCACAGCGAUCCAGCGCAAUAA
This is a messenger RNA of Gamsiella multidivaricata, 490 nucleotides long. RefSeq lists its product as uncharacterized. The transcript is spliced from 2 exons. The record is from RefSeq and is a predicted model, not a curated record. The coding region runs from base 95 to 490 and encodes 131 amino acids. NCBI's taxonomy places the organism in Eukaryota, Fungi, Mortierellomycota, Mortierellomycetes, Mortierellales, Mortierellaceae.